ACAGGACUGGAUUUGUGUGGAUGGGAUCCAAUGGCUGGGUCAGGAGAAUGAUCUGCCAGCUAGAGUAAGCAUGACGAAGGGAGAGAGGCUAAGACAACAGAAGGCAAUGCUGGGGGCCGAGUGUGCGCUUCAUAGACCACUCUCUGUAAUGCUCAUAUUCUGGAGGCUAUAAAGCAGAACAGAUACAGAACUGUUGUAGAUCAGAAGACUUCAAGUGAAAUUUUAAGAAUUGUGAAGGCUGAUACACAAUGUGGGCUACUGUAGCUAAACAUUUAUUACGGAGCAAAGUCCAAUUCUCUUUGGCACACACAUCACUAAAAGUUCAAAGGAACAAAUGUUCUCCUUGUAGUUCUCUGCUAUAUUUCUCCCGCUGGCAGCACAGUGCUCCUGUGUAUGAACAGACGUGUCCCACUGAGGCCAUGAUUCGGAAUGUCGAGACUUUAGAUGCUCAGCGCUUUGUCUGUGUGCACUGGGAGGAUGGAGGACAAAGUCUGUACCCAUACGUGUGGCUGAGAGAUAACUGCCAGUGUCCAGCGUGCUUCCUUCAAUCUGCAAAAGCAAGAAAACUCCCCAUAGUGGAUUUAGAUGUGAACACUGGUCUAAGAAAUGUGAAUCUGACUGACACAAAUAAGGUGUCUAUUACAUGGCCGGAUGAUCACCAAAGUGAAUAUGAUGCGCAAUGGCUAAAGAAGAGAUGUUUUUCAAAAGAGUCAAGAGCAGAAAUGCAAGAGGAUCUUUUUCUUCAAGAACAUCAGUAUUGGGGCAGUGAUCUGAAAAUACCUACAAUGUCAUAUGAAGAAGUCCUUUGCUGUGACCAGGCGGCUUUCCAGUGGCUCUGCACCCUGCGGAAGGUGGGGAUUGUCCUAUUGAAAGGUGCCCCCGUGAAGCAGGGGGAACUGGUUACACUUGGCAAAAGGAUUGGCUUUAUGAGGCACACAUUUUAUGGAUAUACCUGGCAAGUGCAAGAUAAGACUGACGCAAAUAAUGUUGCCUAUACAUCAGGAAAAUUAAGUCUUCAUACUGAUUACCCUGCUCUUCAGUAUCCUCCAGGGGUACAAUUUCUUCACUGUUUAAAACAAGCUGAAACUGGAGGUGAGAGUGAAGUGGUAGACGGGUUCCAUGUGUGCAACAAACUGCGAAAAGAGAAACCAGAAGCAUUCGACAUCCUCACAUCCACACAGAUCGACUUCACAGACACCGGGGUGGAUUACUGUGACUUCACCCUCCAGUCCAAACAACGGAUUAUAGAGUUAGAUCCCAAUGGAGAUCUUCUACGAAUUAAUUUUAAUAAUGCAACAAGGGACUCCGUUCUUAAUAUACCCCCUGAAAAGGUGCAACCAUUUUACUCUGCCUUGAAAGACUUUGUCGAUUUGAUGAAUCAUCCAGAAAAUACUUUUUGUUACAAAAUGAAACCAGGGCAAGUGGUGACAUUUGAUAACUGGCGGAUCUUGCACGGACGUAAAAGCUACGAAUCAGGAGCUGAAAUCUCCCGUCAUCUGGAGGGAUCCUACCUGGAUUGGGAUGUUGUGAUGUCGAGACUGAGAGCCCUGAAGAGCAAGUUGCAGAACUCAAGCUGAUUCUUGUCCAUAUUCUACACAAAUGUGUAUUUUUGUUAUAUACUGUACACCUAUUUUAUGAUCAUUGAACUAUAUAUAAGCAUUGACGGGUACUAAUAAAUUAUUUUAACAUAUUAGAUUAUCUUCAUACUAUUGCACUUUCUAUUGUGAUUUUUGCCAACCUACCUAUUCAUUAUUGAGAUGGAUUGAUCAAAAGAUGU
Hyla sarda is the source of this 1777-nucleotide messenger RNA. It is a transcript of the gene BBOX1, whose product is annotated as gamma-butyrobetaine hydroxylase 1. Gene Ontology annotation, cellular component: mitochondrion. Lineage: Eukaryota; Metazoa; Chordata; Amphibia; Anura; Hylidae. The coding region runs from base 249 to 1577 and encodes 442 amino acids. Gene Ontology annotation, biological process: carnitine biosynthetic process. The record is from RefSeq and is a predicted model, not a curated record. Gene Ontology annotation, molecular function: iron ion binding; gamma-butyrobetaine dioxygenase activity. The transcript is spliced from 8 exons.